Messenger RNA from Phanerochaete carnosa HHB-10118-sp, 1323 nucleotides. RefSeq lists its product as uncharacterized. Bases 38 to 1084 code for a protein of 348 amino acids. Lineage: Eukaryota; Fungi; Basidiomycota; Agaricomycetes; Polyporales; Phanerochaetaceae. The transcript is spliced from 6 exons. The record is from RefSeq and is a predicted model, not a curated record.
CGCUAUCUCACAUGUCUCCUCCUUACGACUAACUGCCAUGUCCUACACUACUCUGGCUGUCUGUCUUGUUUUUUUCUUCGCGGGCUUUGCGCUCGCCGGGGAUACCGUCCGUCUGGGCUCGCUCAUCGACCAGUGUCAAUUUAUGGUCGAUGGGCACAGCUUUAAUCUGUGCCCACUCUUUCAAGAGAAGAAAGUGCGUUUCACAGGCUUCACGAAAGAAACGCCCCCUACUAUAACCUCGAGCUGGUAUUCGAUCUCGUUCGAUGGUUCAUUGCCAUACAACACCUCCAAAUCCGCGGACUAUCAGUGUCCUCCGGGGACAUGGAUCUGCAUGACUGCCUGGAAUAGGCACAAGAACCAAUCCUGGAGGGAGGGUCGCCUCCUCAACACGAUUCCAGUCGCCGGUGCGAUGUCUACCGACAACAAUCCUAUUAUCAAGGACGGCGAGUAUAAACCUGGCGUGGAGGUUACUGCGCGCAUGGUGCCCUCGUGGGUUGGAGGAAGCGGAGGCAGAGAUGUGCUGUCUAUCAGCCUACACGGUGGAUACUACGUCGAUGCGCCUCAAUUCGCGGCAUUCCACUUCGUCUGCACGGCGGAGCAUGAAAAUUCAAAGCCUGAGCAUGCUCACACGCACGACGGAAGCCACUACUUUGCAUGGAAGACCCCUCACGCUUGCCACUCACGCCAGGCGGUACCACCCCCCGGGUCUCCUGCCGGCGAGCAGGACCUUGCGCCGCCAUCUUGGAGUGAUCGCUCCAGCGCUGGUUACUGGACACUGCUACUAACCUCUGCGGGUGCCGUUGGUAUUAUCGCGUAUCUGAUCUACGCCCCACCGCGUCCUUUGCGCAGGCGCGUGCAACAGUAUCUGAAGGCCCAUCCAGCGUUGCUGCGCUUUCGCGUAGGCGAGGGUGUAUUGGUGCGCUGGGCGCACGAGGACGUGCUCCUUGAGGACCUCGACGACGAGGCGACGGUUGUGCACGGAGACGAUGUGCACUUCGCCGAUGAGGAAGAACAGAUCCCGCUCAAGCCGUCUCCUCACAGGGCGCGCAGCGGGUACAUCACCUACGGAAGUACCACCAAGUGACAUUUGACACUCUGGACCUGGUACGGACCAUCUACGACACAUGUACGAUCACAUGCACAAGCUAUCUUUCGUAUUCUUUAUUCGGAUGUAGAUCUAGUUCCCCUCUGUGUUGUAGAAUUACUUGCUUGUUCUGUUUCGCGAGCAGUGUAUGGCUAAUGUAAAACCAAGGAAUUCGGUUAUAAGUCAAGUUGCUGGACCCAGCCUGGAAUGCAGUCACAACUUGCUCAAAUCAGGCUCGA